Messenger RNA from Plasmodium berghei ANKA, 7737 nucleotides. Its product is annotated as AP2 domain transcription factor, putative. Gene Ontology annotation, biological process: regulation of DNA-templated transcription. The coding region runs from base 1 to 7737 and encodes 2578 amino acids. The transcript is spliced from 2 exons. Gene Ontology annotation, molecular function: DNA-binding transcription factor activity. The record is from RefSeq and is a predicted model, not a curated record. NCBI's taxonomy places the organism in Eukaryota, Apicomplexa, Aconoidasida, Haemosporida, Plasmodiidae.
AUGGAUAAAUAUUCUAAAUCGGAAAAUUGUAAAUUAAAUUUCAAACUGGAAAAUUAUAAACAUGAUGUGGAUCAAAUAAAGGAAACAUACAAUUUAUAUCAAAACAAAAGUAUGGAUACAUUUGCAUCUAAUUCGACAAUAGAUGAAAAUAAAAUUGUAAAUAUAAACGACUUUUGUAACACAUGUAUUCUACAAAACAAUGAAAAGAACCCAGAAAAAAAUGCAUCUUUUUCAGAUGAAAAUAAAAGUAAUAAUAUGAUGGAUUUCUUAAAAACACCAUUAAUAAAUGAAAAUAAUUAUAACAAUUAUAUUAAUGAAAUAAACAAAGAAUUAAAGAGCACCGAGAAUAUGAAUACAUAUAUGGAUAACUACAAUGAUAGUUUUACUAAUCAAACAAAUAAAUUUAACAACACAUGUAUUAAUUGUUCAUAUAAUAAUGAUAGUUAUAUUUGUAAAGAUAUGAAUUGUACAAUAGAUUUUGAAAAUUAUGAAUUUAAUAAUUAUAAUCAGAAUGAUGCAUCUAAAUUAUUAAAAAUGUAUAUUAAUAAAAUAUUUCAAGAUUAUAAUAUUAAAGAUAAAACACAAAAAAAUACAAACUAUAAUGAAUAUUCUGAAAAUAUACAACCGUCCAAUUUUUCGAACAAUGAUAAUAAUAAUAAUAUAGUAUCUGAAAUAAUUAAAGAGAUUAAUAUAAAAAAUUAUGACAAUUCUGAAAUUUGUAAUAGAAAAAAUGAUAAUGUUAUUACAAAAAAUAUUGUUAAUAAAAUUCAAAAUUAUUUAAAAAAUUCCAAUUCGAUUUCCACUAAUAUUGAAAACGAAAAUAAUUUACAACAAAUGAUAAUGAAUGAAAUUAGAAAAACAGAUUUAGAAACGAAUGGUUGUUGUUCAUGUCAAACAUUUGAAAAUAAUAAAAUUUGCAAAAAAAUAGAAAACAAACCAAUUAUUUCAAUACCAUCUAUUCUUGUCUAUAUUUCUACAAAACAUUUAAAUAGUAAUGUAAAAAUGAGAUUGAAUAAUAAUGUAUUUCCAAUAAUAAAUAACAAUAAAUUAUUUAAAUAUAUUCAUAAUGAAUUAAUUUUAGGAAUAUUCAAUUUAGAUUCUAAUAAAUAUAUAGAACAAUUAAUAUAUAGUAUUAAAAAAUGCUUAAUUGAAAUUCUUGAUUAUUUAAAAGAUAUAAAUCAUAUGUAUAUAUAUAAUAUAAAUGAUGACGAGUAUUUUUAUCAUUUUAGAGAAAUAAUGUCUAUUGAAUUUUCAGAAAUUGAUAUGAAUUCUAUAAUUUAUUAUUCAAAUAUUUAUAAACAAAUUUAUGAUAAAUCUGAAAAAACAAAAAAAACAAAAAAUGACAAGAAUAAUAAUCGGAGAAUUAUUCGUGCAGUGUCUAAAAUAUUUUUACCUUAUUUAAAUAGAUGCAAAAUAAAAAAAAAUAAUAAAGAAAAAAAUAAAAAUUCAGAAAAUCAUUUUUCUGAUUUUAAAAAUGUAAAGGAAGUUGAUGAAAAAGAAAAAGGUGAAGAAUGUUUAAUAAAUAAUAAUGAAAAAAAUAAAACAAAUGCUCGAAUUUUAAAAAGAAGACAUAGUUCAAUAGAUGAAAAAAAUGUUCAUAAACAAAUAAAAACUGAAAUAGCAUCUAUAGAUUUAAAUAAUAGAAAUGAUUCUGAAAAUACAAAUUUAUUAGAUACAGACAGAACUACAUUAAACAAACAGACUUGUAUUGAAAAUAGUGAUAAAGAUGCUAGUGAUUUUUGUGAACAUCAGACAAAAAUAGAACAUGGGGAAGACAAUUACGAUUCCACAAAAGUUGAUUCUGUUUGUUCUAAUUUUAAGGAAAUCAAAGAAAAGAAGGAUAAAUAUUGUGAUGCAUAUAAUAAAGAUAUUGAUAAUAAUAAAAUGGAAGGUGUAAAAGAAAAAAAAGAUAUGAUUCAAUUUGGAGAAGUAGAAAAAGAGAUAACUAAUAAUUAUAGUGAAAAGUGUAUAAAGAUUUAUGAAAAAGAUGAAUUAUUUUUUAAUAAUAAGACACAAAUAUAUAAAGAUAAAACAAGUACAAUUGAUAAAUUAGAAACAGAUGAUAUAGAUGCAUCUUAUAAAAGUACAUUUUCCUCUAAUGAUGUUUUAAUUAAAAAUAAUGAAAUAAUUUCUAAAAGUUUAGAAAAUAAAUGCGAAGAAAAAAUGAGUUCAGAAAAUUGUAUUAAUUUAAAAAAAGAUACUUCUUUAACAUUUGAUAAUCAUAAUAAAUGUAAAUUACUAUUAAAUAAUAAUGUUAACAAAAAAUAUGGAAUAAAAAAAAUAUCACAAAACAAGGAAAUGUCCAAUGAAAAAAUAAUAAAAAAAAUAAAAAUAGGAUAUAUAAAUAAAAUAAUUAGUAUAAUAUUGUGUAGAAAUUUAUUAAAAUAUUCAAUAAUUUUUUCUCCAAUAUUAAGAAAUGAAGGAAUUGUAUCAAAUAUUAGUGUUUCUAUAUUUAAUAAUAUGAUUUUAAAAUUAAAAAAUAUAAGAAUAAUGGAUAUAGAAAAUUCAAGAAUGCGUUCUUUUUAUAUGUAUAAAAAUAUGUCUAAAGUUAAUUCUGAAAAUUACUUAACAUUUAAUGGAUUUCCAAAAUAUACAAAUAUAAAUAAUGGUAUAAUAAAUUCUCAGUUUUUUCAAACUUCGCAAAAUGAUGACAAAACUUCAAAUAAUUUAUAUGCUUUAUAUAACACAGAAGAAAAAGUAAUAAAUAAAUUUUUAUCUUUAAUUCCUGAAAAAAUAAAAUCACAAUUUAUGAAUAAUACCACUAAAGAUUCAUCAGAAAAUAACAGUUCCUAUAAUAUUAAUAAAAUAAAAAAGUUUGUUGAAAAUUAUUUAAAAAUAAAAAAUGUAAGUUCUACUCCUUUUAAUGAGUUUUCUGAAUUAUGUGCUGGUAUUGAAAAUAUCGAUUCAGAUAAUGUAUUUGUUGAAAAUAAUGGAAAGGUUAUUCAAAUGCUUCGAGAAUUAAUAAUAAAAUAUGAAGAACAAACAAAGAAAAAUGAAAGAAAUUAUGGAAAUAAAAUUUUUGUUAAUAAUAUAAAUUUAGAAAAAGUUGAAUCAAAUGUAGAACCCGAGGUUGAAAAUACACAAGAUGAAAAUACAAAUGUAAAAGAAAUAGAAAAAGGUGAUGAUAUGAUUUCAAAUAAUUCUAAAUUUAAUAAAUCAGAUAAAGAAUCAUUUAUAAAUUUUUUAAAAUCAGAAUUGUUAGAAAAAGAGUCAAAUGAAUAUGACACAUAUUUAAAAAAUUUGUUAAAUGUAAAUUCGAAUAACAAUUUUAAAAGGAUAAUUGAUGAAAAACAAACAUGUAAUAUAUUUAACGAAGAUAACAUAAAUAAUUGUAUGAAUUGUAAAUAUAAUGAAAAUAUGAAUUAUAAUCAAAUUUUAAAUAUAUGCAACAAAUUGAAAUAUCUAAAUAAUUUAAAUUGUGAGAAUGAAAAUACAACUUUAAAUUCUACUUUUAAAGGAAUUAUAGCUAAUAAAAUAGGUAAUAUUUUAGCUAAUAAUUCUAAUAUUUUAAAUAAAUUAAUUUCAAUAAUUUUAAAUGAACAUUAUUUUAAUAAUAUUUUCUUAAAUAUAAAAAAUGAUAAUAAAUCGCAUUGUAAUUUGGAUGAAUAUAAUUUGGAAGAAUUGUCUAAAAUUUCUAGACAGAAUAAUGAUGUUAAAAAUGUAAAUGAGGUUUUAAAUUUAUCUGAUUUGAAUAGUAAGUUAAAUAUUAUGAAAAAUAAAAAUAGAGAUUUAUUAAUUCCUAAUAAUUAUUUAGAGUAUAGAAAUGGAAAUAAUUUUUAUAGUAAUUGCUCUUCAUGUUAUAAUAAAAAUUAUUAUAAUUUUAGUAAAAAAGGAGAAUCUGAUUAUAAAGAAAAUAAUAUUGAAAAUAUGAACAAUUUCAAUUUUUUCAACAAAAAUGCUAACUGUUGUUGUUUAUUAAAAUGUGAAAAUAUGUGUAAAAAUGGAUUAAACAAUAAAGAGCAUGAUUAUAACGAUUCUAUGGAUUUUCAAAAUAUUAUGAAACAUAUUUUAGAAAAAAAUAAAUCAAAGGAAAUAAAUAAUAAAUUUUAUUCUGAUUUGUUGAAUUAUUUGCAAAAAUUAUGUGAUAAAAAUAAUGGAGAAAUUAUGGGAAACGAUUAUGAAUCUAUUUAUAAUAAUAUUGAUUUGAAUUUUAUGGAAGUAAAUCAGAAUACGAAUGAUGUAAACAUAAAUAAUAAAAAUAUAAAUUUUAGAGAAAUUCAAAACUUAUUUUUAAAAAUGAAAGAAGAAUUAUCACGCGAAUGUGUUAGAAAUUAUAAUAAUAAAUCUGAUCAGGACAUUUAUGAAAAUUCUAAUAUUAGAGCAGAUAAUUUAAAUGUGUUAGGAUUUGGUAAUAAAUCAGAAGAAGAAAAUAAUAAUGAUAUUAAUUUAGAAACUGUUUAUAAAGAUUUAUUAUUUAAAAGGUAUGGUAAUCAGAUGCAAUUAAAUAUUGAAAAUCGGAAUAAUAAUAAUAAUAAUAACGAAGAAAAUAAUUCUAAUUUGUUUUAUGAAUAUGUUAAAUAUAAUAAAUCUGAAAAUAAAACAAAAAAUGAUUUAUCAUCAUUAUAUAAUUAUGCAUCAUAUAAGCCUUGUUUAUCUAAUAUGGAAAAUGCAAAAAAAAAUAGUAAUAAUCGUUAUAUAAUUGAUAAUAACCUUUAUAGUACAUGUUUAUGUACUGGGAAUUGUGUAUGCUAUAAGAGUGAUUAUUUUAAGAUAAUUGAUAAUAAUGAUUUAAAAGAAUAUUUAUCAAAUUUGUCUUAUUCAAAUAUGAUUAUAGAUACAAAUAAUGAGAAAAUGGGAAAUAUAGAUGAACUUGGAAAAUUUUUAUUAGUUUCUGUCGAUAAUAGACGAAAUAAUAUGCAUAAUUGUUUAAAUAUUAAUAAAAAUGAUGAAAAGAUGGGAAAAAUUAUAAGUAACAAUUCUUCUAAUUUAUUUUUAAAUUCUAAUAAUAAUAAUGGUGAUAAUAUAUUAGGAAAUACAACAAGUUAUGAUAAUUUAAAUUUUAUGAAAGAAUUAUAUGGUAAUGAUAAAAAUAAUAUGUAUAUAUCUUGUGGAAAUAAUAAUACAAAUAUUUUAAGAUCAAACAAAAAUAAAUUUGGAAAAAAAAACAAUUAUAAUAAUUUGAAUGAAGGGGAACAUAAAGAAAAUAAUGAACCUCACAGAAAUACAGAUAAUCAAAAAAUCGGAAUAAAAGUAGAUAAAAAUGGUAAAAAUGGAAAUAUAUCUAUGAACGGUUUAUUUGUAAGUUAUGGACGUGGACAAAGGACAAAAGGAUUAGAAAAAAAUAAAAACUCAGCGGACAAUGCAAGUUCGAAUAAGAAUAGUGGAAACACAAAAGGAAAUGGAUCUAAAAGAGGCAAUGGAAAAGAUAAACAAAAUGGUGGAUGUUAUGUAGACAUUGGUGAAAAUUAUGAACUUAAAUAUACAGUUGCUGAAUUAAAACCCCAAAGAGGAGUUUAUUUUGAUAAAUUUCAAAAAGCAUGGAUAGGAAGUUGGUAUGAAGAAGGCAAACAAAUAAAACGUCGAUUUAAAAUUAAAUAUUAUGGUUGGGACGAAGCUAAAGAAUUAGCAACAAAAGCUAGAUUUUCUUUUGAAAAUCGAAUCAAAAAUUUAGAAGGAAAUAACGGAAAAGGUAAUUCUAGUACAUCUAAAAAUAAUACAAAUUCAGGAGAAAAGAAUGGAACAAAACUUACAGUAGUUAAUAAUAAAAAAAGUGGAAUUCAGGAUAUAGAAAAUAAUAAUAAUGAUAGAAUAAAAACAAGAAACAGUUCAAAAGAUGUAGAAGAAAAAAAUAAUAAUGAAAAUGCUGGAUUUGAUGAAAAUAAUUUUAAUGAUAUAGAUAAUCAUAAUAAUCCAAAUGAAAAAAAUAAUUCUGAUGAUAAAAAAAAAAAUAAUAAUAUAGAUGAUGAAAUAUGGAGUAAUCAAGAAUCUCAAAAUUGUGAUUCUAAAAUAAGAUAUGAUAAAGAUGAAUAUAAAUCAGGAGUAAAUACUAGAAGUGGACAUUUUACAAAAAAAAAUAAUUUUAAUAAUAAAAAUAAUAACAAUUGGCUGGGAGAAAGAUAUGCUGAUUAUAAUAAUUUAGAUAUAAAUAUUUCUGGACAAAGAUCAUUUUAUAAUGCAUAUGAUAGUGGAAAUGGUUGUGAAAUAGAUGACGUUAAAAAUUGCUCAAAUAAAUUAUAUGAAUAUGAAGAAACUGAAUUAGAUAAUAAAAAUAGUAAUUUAUUAAAUUCAGGAAAAAAAGGAUAUACAAAAGAUAAUAACUUUAAUAAUAAUAAUGGACAAAUAAAAUAUCAAAAUAAUAAAUAUAAUGAUGGAAAUAACACUAUCACAUAUGCUAAAUCAAAUACAAAAAAAGGAUGUGAUCAUAAUAUAAUUGAUAAUUCUGUUAUAUUACCUCAAGGAGUGUUUUAUCAAGAUUCUAAAAAAGCUUUUUGUGCUAAUUGGUAUUCAAAUGGAAAACAAGAAAAAAGAUAUUUUUCUAUUAAUAAGUUUGGUGAAGAAAGAGCUAGAAGUUUAGCAAUAGCAGCGCGAAAAAAAUUUGAAAAUUUGUAUAAAAAAAAUACUAAAAAGGAUUAUGUUUCUGGAAUUAAUAAUAUACAACAAAUUGAAAAUAGUAAUUCAGAAAUAUUAAUUUCUAAAAAAAAUGAUAAUUUAAAUGAAGAACAUUUGAAUUUUGAAAAAAAUGAGUCUGGUAUUGAUUACACAAAAAAAGAAAAAGAAAUGAAUGAUGAUAAAGAUUUAGAAGGUAAUAAUAAUGAUGAAAAUAUUAUUGUUAAAAAAAAUAAUUAUAUAGAUAUCAAUAAUAUGGGGAUAGGUAAUAGAUGUAAUACGCGAAAUGGUUCUAAAAAUAUUAGCUUCGAUUAUAAUAGUGAGCAUGGUUUUGAAAAUGAAAAUAAUCAUGAUGAUAAUGAAGAUAAUAAAAAAGAAGAUGAAAAUCGUUGUGUACAGAAUUUGAAUAAAAAUGAGAAUGAAAAAAAAAAAAUAAUUAACCAAGUGAAUCGUAGCAUUAGUACUGAUGUAAUAAAGGAGCAUCUUAUUGAUAAUAUUAUAAAUAGUCAAGGAUCAAAACAUAAUGAAGAAUAUCAUAUUGAUUGCAAUGAAGAAAAUAGUGAUAUCAACCAUUUUAAAAAUAAUAAUUUAGAGAUGAAUGAUAACAAAGAAAAUGGUAUAAUAAAUAUAGAAAACGACAAUUAUGAUGGAAAUUGUCUAAACAAUGAUACAAUACCGAAAAUAUGUAAUAAUGAUCAUAAUAUAGAAGAUAAUAAUUUUGAUGUAACUAAAAUGACAGAACAAAAUAUGGGUUCACAUUUACUUUUACAAAGAAAUGAUAAUGAAAAUAAAGAAAUAUCAAUAAAAGAUAUGAACAUAAAUGAUUAUAAUAUGGAAAAUGAUUCUAACUAUGUUAAUAGUAAUAAUAAUAAAGAAUCAGAAGAAGAUAUGUUUGCAAAAAAUUCUCAAAAAGAUGAUUUAAGUCCAUAUAACAAAUCAGAUAAAGCUGGAUCAAUUCCAUCUGGUGUUUAUGUUAUUAGAACCAAUGGAGUAGUACAAGCAUGGAGAGCUGAAUGGAAAAGUUCAAAUGGUUGUAAAAAAACCAAAAAUUUUGGAAUAAGCACAUAUGGAUAUGAUUUAAGUAAAAAAUUGGCAAUUGAAAUGAGAGCUAGAAUGGCUGGUGAAUGCUUAGUCGCGGAUGAUGGAACCAUUUUCGAUUAUAGAAAUAAAGUAGAAUCGAAAGAUGAAUGA